Messenger RNA from Fomitopsis serialis, 1638 nucleotides. RefSeq lists its product as uncharacterized. The record is from RefSeq and is a predicted model, not a curated record. The coding region runs from base 260 to 1444 and encodes 394 amino acids. The transcript is spliced from 7 exons. NCBI's taxonomy places the organism in Eukaryota, Fungi, Basidiomycota, Agaricomycetes, Polyporales, Fomitopsidaceae.
UUCAUAAAGGAUUAUCGCUGCGUGUGAGUUCAAGAGCCACUUUUGCGUCGCCCUUCCUGAUACAAUCUCUACGCUCAACCGGGGCAUCCCUUCGAUCCUGAUUCACGACGUUCGUACUCCACUGCCACUUCCUCUCCAAGUAGUGUCACUGUCGCGCUCACGUCCGACGCGGCUCAAUUAGAGGCGCCUUGCUCCGUAGAGUAUCUUGGCGUCUGCCGUCGGUAAUUGGAUUGAACGGCACUCAAGCUUGCACUAGUAGAUGGGCGGUACCACGCACAACGAAGACGAAAUGGCCAAGAAGCUCGAGAUUUACUACAAGCCGCCCACGUACUACUCAAGAGACAACUAUCCGCGCUUUGCGCACGAACUUGUCGAGCGCAUCGUCGACUUCCUUUGGGAUGAUCCCAGGGCAUUUGCGGGGUGCUGCCUCGUUUGCCACGCGUGGUACUGCGCUACACGCCCGCUCUUCCCUACGAUGGCGGUCGAUCACCGAUUUAUCCAUAAAGAGAGUUUCAUGCAAUACUCAAGACUCCUCGCCCGACCAAGAUACUUGCCCUUUUUCAAGGUUCAAAUCGCAUCGCUGAGACUUCAUGGAACGUUCGCGCACUCCUGGGUAAUGCACAUUCCCCUAGGUUUGUUACCUCAACUAUCGCUCCUCGUGCUCUGGUAUGCGGAUUGGGUGGCUAUCAACCCCCAGCACUUCCUCCGUCUCUCGAAUUGCAAAGAUUCGAUGCGAGUCCUGGAACUUCGUUUUUGCCGCUUUCACCACGCGCUCGACCUUCGCAGGAUGAUCAAUGCACUACCCAACCUCUCAGAGGUGCUUCUUGAUGAAAUAGCAUUCCAGCACCCUUCCCUUGGCGUGCACACAGUCCGCCCACUUCGAUACUCCUUAUCAAAAUUCGAGCUCAACAACGUGCGCUCGAGACGCGCACUACAAUUGUUGACAUUGCUCCAUUCGCGAACAUGCCAUCAAUUACGAGAAUUUGUUAUCUCGCUCACGGGCCGACCGUGUGCAGAACUUAUAGCACAUGUUACCAGCAUACUGCAAAUUACAGGAGCUGCACUCGAGAAGUUCUUGUGGUGGCAUCUUCAAGGUGAAGCCUUCGAAGCCGUACCGCGAUUAUCAGCGAACACGUCACUGGAGGAACUAGACCUGGCCCUGUGCCUUCCUUCGUCGCCGCAGAUCAUACAAAGGGCUCUCGAGGCCUUGCUGUCCGACAUCACCAGCCCGCAUCUGCGGCGAAUUUCGCUUUCCAUCUGGCUCAACCAAUCUAGAAUCCUCCAGGAUGCAAAUGAGGUCCCUGCCUCCCCAGCAGACACGACGAAGUCUAUUCCCACAUUCCACGCCGUGCUUUCGCGCGGCAUCUAUGACCGGCUUCCAAAAAAUGUUCGAUCCCGAUCCCGAUCGAACAUUACCAUUAACACUUCCUUGCUUUUACUCUGAGAUCGCAUCGCCGGAUCAGGUCAGAGUGAGGACGGUCGCAGGAAACGAAGACGUAAGUCGGGGGGCGUAGAUGCAGAAUGUGAGGAGGCAGAGAAAACGGCAGACGAUGGACGAGCGAGUGCAGAAUUCCUCGCGCAAUAUGUAUGCCGUCGUUUCAAUAUCUAUUCCGAAAUGCUACGCUAGAAACACGGGUC